AUGUCGUCUAGUCGUAUUACUCGAAGCUCCCUGGGUGUAACUACUGCCUCGCGUAAUGAGCGAAGAGAAUUUGAUAUUUUACUUCGGGAACUCAAUGAAAUGCUACCAUAUGUUUCAAAAGGUAUUACAUUUGCAACAGAAUCCGCAGUUGCUCAAUUGGAUAAUGUAAUAAGGGAAUGUAUCGACAUGGAGUGCACCAUAGUUUCUCAAAAAGAAGCACUUGAGAAGAUUAAAACGAAAAUAGAAGCAGGACAAGAAGUUGAUCUUGUAGAAGCAUAUAAAUCCAUAUACGAAGCCGCUCUCGAAGAAUAUGAGACGGCACCAGAGGACGAAAAAUAUUUCCAGAACGAAUAUUACCGUGAUUUUAGACAAAAAAUUUGGGAAGUUAAUCAUCCAGACGAAACAAUGCCUCCUCUUAACGGAAAUGAAGAUGAUGAGAUCGUGAUGGGAAAACAAAAGGAGUCAUUACAUUGUCCAAUCACAACUUUAUUGCUUGAAGAUCCGGUUACGAGUAAAGUGUGCAAACAUACGUUCUCCAAAGACGCCAUCUUGCAAUUAAUAAGGCGUAAUAGAGAUGCUGUCUCGUGUCCAAUGACAGGUUGUGAUAAACAAAUCAUGGAACACGAUCUUCAACCAAACAAAAGAAUUGAGAGAAAGGUUGCUCGAUACCGUGCAGAAUAUGAUGAUCCAAUGAAUGACGUCGAGUAUACGAGUGUUGAUUGA
This is a messenger RNA of Acaulospora morrowiae, 723 nucleotides long. The record is from the annotation of a GenBank genome assembly. Lineage: Eukaryota; Fungi; Glomeromycota; Glomeromycetes; Diversisporales; Acaulosporaceae.